This is a messenger RNA of Centropristis striata (black sea bass), 1058 nucleotides long. RefSeq names its product immunoglobulin lambda-1 light chain-like. Bases 1 to 930 code for a protein of 309 amino acids. NCBI's taxonomy places the organism in Eukaryota, Metazoa, Chordata, Actinopteri, Perciformes, Serranidae. The transcript is spliced from 7 exons. The record is from RefSeq and is a predicted model, not a curated record.
AUGCUUUUCCUCCCAGCUGCUGCUCUGUGCUGUCUGUGCUCAGCGCUGGCUGCCAUGGCAACACAGCUGCUUCAGGAGGAUUUAACAUGGACCAGGAGAGUUGGUGAAAGAGUCUCCUUCAGCUGUCAAGGCACUGAACAGUGUGUUAGUUAUGUAUACUGGUACCAGAAGAGAGACACAGAAACAUUCACACUGAUUCUUUUUAUCAGGGAUGAUGGUAGAAUAGUUAAAGGUUUCAAUCAUCCUCAGGAAGAUGAUUUCUCAGCUGUGAAUAAACAGAACGGCUGUGAGUUGCAGAUCCAGAGCGUUAAACUAAAUCAUUCAGCCACCUACUACUGCUCCUGUCACAAAACAUACUACUGGAUCUUUGGCUCUGGAACUAAACUGUUUGUAGGUAAGAAUAAAGUAGUGAAGCCCGUGGUGAGCGUGUACCCAGCAGCACCCAGAGCCCACCUGGAGGGGAAGAGCUCCCUGCUGUGUCUGGCCUCAGCCAUGUUUCCUCCUCUGGUCCGCUUCUCCUGGAAAAGACGAAAGGAGAACGGUCCUCUGGAGGAGCUGCCCCCUGCUGAGGGAGAGCAGCUGGAGCUCAGAGAGUCGGGACGCACCGCCGCCAUCUUGCUGCUCCGUCAGCAAGAGAGCAGCACGUAUAAAUACCGCUGCUACGUCCAGCACGAGGGGGGCCAAGUGGAGGCCCCAACAGAACAAGAGGUUCCAUCUCCAGCAGCCUCCUGUCCUCCAGAGAGAGAGCCAGCAGACCUGCUAGCUCUGCAGCAAGCUGACUGGUCCUUCCAGUCUCAGUGCAGGGUGAAGCUGCUCUGCCUGCUGUACACAGUGCUGAUAGUGAAGAGUCUGGUGUUCUGCUGUGGAAUCGUUCUGCUGAUGAUCAUCAGAAACAAGGGACCGUCCACCAACUGCACACAUGCUGACUGACUGUUUUCUGCCUUUUCUCACCAUCAAAUCUUAUCAAUUCAUCUCAUUCAUCACGCUGAUCAGUAUUCACAAAUAUCAAUGAUGACGUGUUUUGGUUGUUCUGUUAAAGGAAGAUACAGUCAUCCUAA